UCGAAGCUGAGGAUAAUGUUCGCCAAAGUAAUACUACUAGUGGUAGCCUUGCAGGCUUGCCUGGUGAGCUCCGAUACUCCAGGAAUCCGUCAAACUGCGGCUGGUAUUUUCCAGAUCGCGCCAAUGGCCGCACCAUUUUUAACUCACAAAUGUGAAAAUAAUAAUUUUGGCGCUGGAUGCACUGAGUGCCAGAAAGGAUCGCUUUGCCUUGGAAGCGAGCAACCGGUUGAAGUGGACUGCACGCUUACAUCAGGUACUCCUUAUUGCAAUAAAGACCAAUGUUCUGCUGUACCGUUGGAAGUAUGUGAAGCUAAUGCCCGAGUUGAAAAAUUCAUCUGCACAGCUGAAGGAUUUUUUCCAGAUCCAAAACAGUGUGAAAACUAUCACUAUUGCGAAGAUGCAAAUGCCGCAUCGGAUAUAUACAACUGCCCUUCUGGAUAUGUGUACAAUCCCGUCACCGGAGCAUGUAAGCUGAAAUCUUCCGCAUCCGAUUGCGUGGUGAUCAAAUGCCCUUCUGCCAGCGGAUAUGGCACUUACGGUACCAACAGGACCUUGUAUGCCUAUUGUGUAUAUACGAGAACUCCGGUAGUGCUCUCACAAACAAUUUUGUUCAAGUGCGCACCGAACACUGCUUUCGAUGGUUCUGCCUGUGUGUAUCAAUGCACAAAAGAAGGAAACUUUGAAAAUUCUGCCGAUAUGUCAACUUAUUACCAAUGUUCCAUUUCUGGCGAAGGGUGGCUCUCUCAGCUUUUGAAUUGCCCUUCGGGUAAAAAGUUUGACGCGACCAAGCAAAUUUGUUUAGUUCCAAAUUGAAUAAAUUGAAUAAACCGAAAAUUAAAAAAUUAUGGAAAUACAGAUAAA
Messenger RNA from Malaya genurostris, 861 nucleotides. RefSeq names its product cell death abnormality protein 1-like. Bases 16 to 813 code for a protein of 265 amino acids. NCBI's taxonomy places the organism in Eukaryota, Metazoa, Arthropoda, Insecta, Diptera, Culicidae. Gene Ontology annotation, molecular function: chitin binding. The record is from RefSeq and is a predicted model, not a curated record. Gene Ontology annotation, cellular component: extracellular region. The transcript has 2 exons.